Monascus purpureus is the source of this 1211-nucleotide messenger RNA. Lineage: Eukaryota; Fungi; Ascomycota; Eurotiomycetes; Eurotiales; Aspergillaceae. The record is from the annotation of a GenBank genome assembly.
GAGGAAUUAGCUUCUUCUUCGGGUCUGUCCCGUCCCGACCCGCCCUAGGCACUAUUUCGACGCCGUUGCUUUUGGCCAGUGGGCCAGAGGAUCGACCGACGACACAUCUGGGUUCCAGGGAACUUAGCAUGCUGUCUAGCCUCACUGUAGGCACCGGCGGCUUUAUCCAGUCUUUUCCGGUAAGUCAUACCUCAAAAAGGAAUGAUACUCGCUCUGUCCGCGUGGAAUCAGACUUCUCUAGCUAUUGGAGCUAGAAGUGGACCGGCCAGCGUAAUGGGCCAAACCGGGAUGCUUCCGCAAGUGCUAGGCUUUGGAGUCCGAAGUUAUUCAUUCGAGCGACGAGCAGACUUCGCCUCAUUAUACCCCUCAAUACCCCCCUUCUCUCCCCUGAUUGCAAGACCAAACAUCGAAAUCUGGACGAACUACUGUCGCAGUCUUGCUUGGCUAUGACUGAGAAACCGAUUUUUGUGUUCGUGCCAGGCGCAUGGCAUACUCCAGAUGCCUUUGAUGAAGUUCGAGCCUUGUUGGCUAAGCAGGGCUAUGACAGUGAGGCGAUUACUACACCAUCUGUUGGCGGUUCAUCCCCGGACAGCGGUCUCCACGCGGACAUCACCUAUACGAAGGCGAUCCUCACAGGACUAGCGGACAAUGGACGACAAAUUGUGGUGGUCAACCAUUCGUACGGUGGGUUGGUUGGCGCGGGCGCUGUAGAAGGUCUGGGAUACGCACAACGAUCUCAGGAUGGCCUACCAGGAGGAGUGAUCAUGGUGGUAUGGAUGACUGCGUUUGUUGGCCUUAAAGGAGAGUCAUUGUUUGACAAGCUUGGCGGCAACUGGCUUCCCUGGAUGCUAUUCAAGAAUGAUGGCUAUUGCUACCCCUCCCAGGAAGCAACCGUUUUCUAUAGUGACCUCGCGCCAACCGAGCAGAAGAAGUGGAUUGCCAUGUUGAAGCCGCAUCCCACGAAGUCAUUUCUGGAGCCAGCAACAUACGAACCAUGGCAUGAUUUGCCGUGCAUGUACCUGUUCUGUGACAAAGACCAGGGACUGCCGCUGGCAAUACAACAGGCCUUUGCAGAGACUUUGGGCAACCCAACAACGUACCACACCAGCGGAUCGCACUCGGCGUUUCUGAGUGUUCCUGACCAGGUGGUUGAUGCGCUUGAGGUGGCGUUGAAUACGGGGCGGGAAAGGAGUGGGAUCACUAUAAACUAG